AAGGAUAUAUAAAGGGAUGCAUCUUGUACACAAACCAUUAUCUUACAUUAUCAUUACAUAACGUAUUUAUACUUCGUGACCAAUAAUAAAAGGUAUUUAACAUUCAGGUUCCAACAAUAUCAAUAGCAUAAAUCGGACUAAACCCAACACUGCAAAAAUAGGAUUUCAAAUUAACUACAUACUCUUCUAUUUCAUUUCUCAACUGUAUAUCAUAUCAGCAUUAUGGCUAUUAUCUCAUCAAAUGAUAGAUUUUCCGAAUCACUUUUCGCAGUCCUGGCUCUGGCUUUUAUUUGUACAGCUGUGUCUUUUGUUUCUGUGGUUCGGUCUCAGCCCACUCCUAGCAGUUUAAUGUUAAGAGAGCAAAUAUUAGGAGAAACGUCUAUUGCUAAAAGAAAUCAAAUUAGUGGUACGCACGCUGCGAUGUGGUUCAGCGCCAUGGUGGGGUCGUUACGAUUAGCUGAGAGCGUAUGCGCAACAGGUCAAAUUUAUGCUUGUGUAGGUGUCGCUUCUGUUUCUGCUCUUGUUGUCGUUGCGGGAGCCUUCAGAGCUCUUCUAACAAAGAAGAGGGGUGUACAUAGUUUCACAGAUGCCUUAGGCACUCGUUACAAUAUAGACCUCUCUAUACUCAAUGGACAUGUAAAUACCAUAAGAGAUGGGGUCACUGAACCGUUAAGAACAGAAGUUGGGUCUGCCGUCAACGGUGGCUUUCGUAUGGUGUUGCAUCAUACAACGUAUCCGCACGAAACUGGUCACUUAUCAGCUAUGGGGGCUUCGCCUUACAGAAAUCAUAAGCGACAAGAACAUGAAGCUGAAGAUUCAGAAGAAAACAUUUAUGUCGAGUACGUUUAUGAUGACGAAAAUAAGGACAUGGAAAAGGAUCUUGGCCAAAAAUAUCAGGAUGAUAUGGUUGGAAUGACUUAUCAGGCGUAUACCGAAGAAGAUUUGUAUUAUCAAGGAGUGUGGGGAGCGCAGUAUGGUGAAGGAGAUACAAGAUCAGAAUGCGGCUAUUUCACACAGUCUGAAGGUGAUUACUGGUUCUUCCAUGCUGGCGAAGCACAGUCUUACAUGAAAAUGUUUUGUUAAUCGUAAUAUAUGCAAAAAGUAAGAACUUCAUUUCGGGGUUUAAACUUGAAUUGAAUAGAAUAAAUGAGUAUAAAAUUAAAUGAAAAGAAGAUGAAAUUAAAUAAUAUGAUAUAAAA
Messenger RNA from Wallemia mellicola CBS 633.66, 1199 nucleotides. RefSeq lists its product as hypothetical. NCBI's taxonomy places the organism in Eukaryota, Fungi, Basidiomycota, Wallemiomycetes, Wallemiales, Wallemiaceae. The record is from RefSeq and is a predicted model, not a curated record. Bases 223 to 1083 code for a protein of 286 amino acids. The transcript has a single exon.